Messenger RNA from Strongylocentrotus purpuratus (purple sea urchin), 3969 nucleotides. RefSeq lists its product as uncharacterized. The coding region runs from base 204 to 3482 and encodes 1092 amino acids. The record is from RefSeq and is a predicted model, not a curated record. Gene Ontology annotation, molecular function: DNA binding. Lineage: Eukaryota; Metazoa; Echinodermata; Echinoidea; Camarodonta; Strongylocentrotidae. The transcript is spliced from 5 exons.
UCUGUGUAUCGUGUAUGGUUGUGUGUUGUGAAUAGAAUGCAACGUAUACCGCGAACGGUUCAUUACGUGUCUGCGUGUGUUUCGGAACGACCGUUCUGCGCAUUUCAGUACAGCAGAAACGGGUCAUUCCAAUCGUAGAAUUUGCGUUUCUCGACCGUUUCACGACUCCAUUUCUGUUCCAUAAGCAAGCCUGAUAACUCACGAUGGCUGAAGUGGAAUUUUCGGAGGAGAUUCGCGACCGAAUUCUCUACCACUGGUCGGAAUUGGGUGACCGGCCGAAAAUCAUUUGGACACGGUUGCAGGAAGAAGGUUUCAAUGUUGAUUUUAAUACCGUGCAGGCGCUAAUGCGAUGCGAAGACGAAGAGGCGACCGGGAGUGGAACGAUAGCGGAACACGAGAAUGAGGAGAGCCGGAACGACGGGGCUAGCGUUUCGCCAUACCCCGAAGGGAAUUCUCCCGCCUCUACGGAAUCGCCUGCGAGCGUUCGACCCCACUCACGACGUGGAAAAAACAGAGAGGGUAAAAUAGUCGUCCCUCAAAACAGACGUACCAAGUUAACACCAGACGUGCUCAAUUUAAUCGAGAAAAUCCUCGACACCGAUGGAAAUAUUUACUCCCUCGCAGCUCUCCAAGCGGCUUUACUUAUCAAGGGCGUUAAGAUAUCGAAAACGACGACUUUCAGGGCGCUUGAAAAAUUAGGUAGGAGCAUUGUUGUGAAGAAGAUGAACUUCGCUAACAGAGUCGACAUGGCCCCCGUACCGGAGAGUCUGCGAAAGAACACCCCGGCCUCGAAGAACACCCAUUUCGCUCCUAACUUUGGAGCGCGCAGUACUACUUUUACACCAGAUGGCAAACGUAGACACCACACGUUAACUAUACGCGAGAUGGAAUCGCUCGAAUCGCAGUCCCAUGACAAAAAAGACCACCGUGAACUCGUUCCGAUGACCACGGCGCCUGUGUCGACGUCCACUUCGACCAGCGUUUCGACAGCCACGGGAGCUGGGGCUCGAAUUGAGACAGGGUCAGCGGGACCGGUGCUGGUUUUGCCCCCGAAGAAGGCGGCGACUGCGUCUUCAUCGACGUUGAAGUUGGUGCUCGGCCACGGAGGGAUGACGUCGUACACGUCGGCGCCUCUCGACGAGGAAUCCAUAGAUGGCCACGAUGGUGAGGAGGGAGCGAAUAAACCCGACAAGAUGGAAACCCAGGAAUCUGUUCGGAGUCAAUCGCCGGCUGAAAGACCAGUGCCGACGGUGAAGAAAGAGAUAGUCGACGACGACUACGAGCUCAAGGUUGAUGAAGACUAUGAGUUAACCGUCGAUGAAGGAGAGCUAUCUGGUAGACGCUAUGAAGAACGACCACGAAGCGAGGAACAGCCAGAAGACCUGGUGAUCCGCAGGAGUGGCCCUAGAGGGAGAGACAGGAUUCCUCCAGCGGUUUCGUCCUGGAUGGAGAGAACACAGGACAACGAUGACGAGGCAGCUAUUCUGGAGGCGAGGGCGAUGACACGACGUCGCCUGUCGCAUCCACGCGGUCAGAUGAUGGGCUCGGAUGAGGAGUUCGACUCGGAUCCCGAGACCGUUGUCAACCCGAAGAGACCGUCGUCUCUCGGAAGGUCCUCGGUUGGUUCUGUUCAUAGCACCCAUAGUGCCCACAGCGCUGGUUCUCGUACCACGCACUCCUCGCAUGGCUUCUCGAAGAAUCCCGAAGAUAUGGCGAGGUCUGGUCGGAGCAGCAGUACUCUGACGUCACAAAGCGGAAGUUCUGGUGGCAGCGGUGGGAUGGAGAGAAACCGUAGAUCGCCAAUGACGUCAUCAGCAACCGCCGCCGCUAUGGCCGCAGCGAGGAUGAGCCACUUCCCACUCAGCUUACACAGAUCACAGAUGUGCAACGCGGCAGCGAUGGCGAGUCGCCUCGCGCAUGGCAUCACACCGGAGAUGGGAGCGGCCUUCCACGUCGGGCAACGUCGUCUGCCCUUAUCCGCAGGCAGAGGCGGCGUAAAGCAACCCUUCAUGAGCAAGUUUCAGCGGAACAUGAUAGGGAUGCGACAGGCCAUGGCAUCGAGUAUGCCCAGACGGAUGCACAGGAUGUCCCCCGGGUUCCCGCACGGCGUCCCGCUACACAAGUACCAGAAGAUGGUUCGCAUGCACCACGCCAUGGGUAAGGCCAUGCGGGGGAUGCACAUGUUCGGUCGAGGAGGAGGAAGAGGCAGGGGCAGGGGCAGAUGCCACGGGGACCAGGAGGAGAGGCACGCAAGGCACAUGAGGUUCAACGAAGCUCACGAAAGAACGUCACCUCAUAGUCCGGAUCACUUCAGUGGUGAUGAGAUUUCUCCAGAGUUAGAGAUUGAUCCUCCGGAGUCUUACAGCGAGUUCGCGGAGAGGAUCUUCUCGACUAACCGCAGCCAAAGGCAGACUGAACCCGCAACAGAAACUAGUGGAACUGAAAAAUGGAUGGAAGACAUCUCCAAUCGCAUGGUAGUCAUCGAGGGCCAGCUCCAGCUUAUCCUGGAGCAUCUCCCCUUCAUGGGUGCAGCCGAGAUGCAGAGUGUCUCUUCGGAUCCCGGUGGAGCAGGCAGUGAGGUGGACUCGGGUCUCCAGGAAGAUAGUGGGGCUGGACCAGGAGGGGCCGGUGACGACCGGAGCGGUGGUGGAGAUGCUGAAGGUGAGGGGGGAGAAGGGGGUAGAGGUAGAGAUAUGUCGUCUGAAAACGGCGGCGGAGGAGGAGGAGGAGGAACAGGAGGAGAGACUGGAGAAAGAAGCGGGAGAAAGCGCGUGGUAAGCGGCGGGAGCUCGGCAGGAUCUACUUCCCGUGGAGCCGUUGCCCCAAGUUUAAGGGACAGAGACGGAGGGAGACAUCUCGCAGCAGAGAGGCGACACGCAGGAGGCAAAGAGGGUGGAGCUCGACGUGGAGACGCGAGAGUAGGCUUCAGGGCUGGAGCAACGCAUCUAGCUGGAGCUGAAGGGAGGCAGGAGCUAGAGAGACCGAUGGAAGAUGAUGGGAUCAUCAUGCUCGAUGAUAAGGCAGAGGAGGGCCGCUUUCCUGACAACCUGUCCGAGUUUGGAGACAUGCGAGGUGUGAACCAGUCACAAACAGAAGUUCGUAUACAGAUGGUGAUGCAAGACUCUAGGUGGGAAGAGAUGACGCCCUAUGCCGGAGCUCCCCGGUUGGCUAUCGCUCUCGCCCGCUACUGUAUCUUCGGGACUAAGAUUCUGAUCCGAUCCUCGGUCACAGGGCGUAACAGCAAGAACCCGCUUGACUUUGCUGGCCUGAGAAAGAUAAAACACCUCCUCUUCCAGAAGUACGGAUCCCGGUGCAGUCCCGUCGAGUUUGAGGUGAUCUGGAAGACAUCACGAGAAAGCAUCUCACAGCUGUGCAAGCGACUGAGAAGAAAAUACAACGCGGCAGGCAUGGCGCUGCAACCCGGUCACGACGACUUGAUGGCUAUGGAUGAUUUUAUGGUAGACUGCCCUCUCUUGACGUGAGACAGCACAGUAUUGUUACCGGAAAAUUGGAGAGAACCACCGAUCGGUGUGAAAGAAACCGAGAGAACUUGCGAUAUGAUAGGUCUACCCUGGAUAACAUCCAUACCACUGAACCAUUUCGAGAAAUUCGAUGGAUUCGAGUCUUACUAAGCCUUACUACGAUUAAUUUGAUAUCCUGAGACGGAGUUAUUGCCUGUGACAAACAAGACUCUGGCUGAACUGUUGGACUAUACUGUGAUGUGGUUUUUAAAUAAUAAUGAAACGUUCACAGGCAACUAGUAAAUAUUCUGAGGCAUACACGCUUAGAUUGGAUCUCGAGUGUUGAAACAAAACGUUGACGAUCGCAUUUCUAUAAACUCGUCCAUGUACAAACGACAAUCUCUAAGAUAAAUGGUUGGAAAUGUGUUGUUGCGAUGAAGGGCAAACCUCGUACAGUCGGCUGUACAUUGAACAAGUAGGAAGAGAGUGUAAUGCAUAUAUCGACAGU